Lindgomyces ingoldianus is the source of this 4494-nucleotide messenger RNA. Its product is annotated as TIP120-domain-containing protein. Gene Ontology annotation, cellular component: nucleus. Lineage: Eukaryota; Fungi; Ascomycota; Dothideomycetes; Pleosporales; Lindgomycetaceae. The transcript is spliced from 3 exons. Bases 255 to 4274 code for a protein of 1339 amino acids. The record is from RefSeq and is a predicted model, not a curated record. Gene Ontology annotation, biological process: protein ubiquitination; SCF complex assembly.
CUCCCAGGCAACAGGUCGAUUUACUUCCACCACAGUCCUUUCCCACCCUUCCUCCACGGCGGCCUUGCUCGCGGCUUGCCUACUCCUCCAUAUAUCUAGAGCUCCCUCAGACGCGCACCUUCCGUCUGUAGGUACUGUCCUCUGCUCACAACCCCACCACACCCCACUACACCCCACUACCCAGUACGCCUCUCAGAGUCUACAACCCCCCAACCUCACUCGCACCGUUGUUCUGAGGACGACCGCGGUAUAAUAUGGCGCCCUCGGCUGUGUCCAAUCCUACAUCCCACAAUGUCGCCACCCUUCUCCCUAAGCUGGAGGAUGAGGAUCCCGACUUCCGCUUCAUGGCCCUCAGCGACCUUCAGGAAAUCCUCAUCGCCGGGCACCCCGGCUUCCUCACCCACGACAACACCACAUGCGCAAAGACAGUAGAUGGGCUGCUCAGAACUCUCAUCGACACAAAUGGAGAGGUGCAGAACAUGGCCAUCAAGUGCCUCGGUCCGUUCGUCAAUAAAUGCCCUGAGAAUAUUCUGAAACCCAUGAUCGACAAGCUCUCCAAUUUGCAGACGAACAACACUAUUGAUCAGUCAAUUCCUUCUUUGGCACUGCGUGAGGUGGUUGUGUCCCUGCCGAGGCCUAUAUCUGGCGUUCCUCGCACGAAAGCAGUCCAGGAUGCCUACUCUGCCAUGAGCAUCGUCUUGAUUCCACGUCUAGUGGGCUAUAAUGUCGUUCCUCCUGCUCAAAAGAAUCUCCCCCCUGUUCCCGAGGGCAUGUUGCAGGUCGACCUCGCGAAGGGCACUGAUAGCAAUGCUAUUGAUGUCUUGACCGAGGUUGCUAGAUGCUUUGGCCCGAUGCUGCAAGAUGCAGAAAUACAAGCUCUUCAAAAGAUCACAUUUGAAAUCCUCGAGAGUGACCGCGCAAGCUCCAUGAUGAAGAAGAAAUCAGUUGCUGCCAUCUCGACCCUUUCUGUCUACUUCACCGAUUCAUUGCUUAGCGCGUUUCUCUCGCGAAUCAUCGAGCACUUGCGAGAUGCGCACCUGACCCGCGGCAAGCGAAAGCUAUAUAUCACCAUUCUUGGAUCAAUGGCUAGGUCUAUUCCUCGAAAAUUCGGCCCAUACCUGAAAACUUUGGCCCCAUUUGUGCUCAGCGCCUUGAGUGCGGAAGAACUCGAUGAGGAAAUGGACGUUUCUGAUGACGAAGGAGAGCGUGAUCCGGAAAUCGACGAGGUCCGCGAGGCUGCCUUGAUUGCUCUUGAAGGAUUCCUUGCGUCCUGUGCUCAAGACAUGCGGAUAUAUACAGAUGAGUGCAUCGACGCCGCUACCCGGUUCCUGAAGCAUGAUCCAAAUCUCGCUCAAGACGAUGAUGAUGAUGCGAUGGAUGAUGAUGAGGAUGAAGACGACGCGCUUGAAGAUGAAGAUUUCGAGGAAGAGACGGGUUUCGAUGAUGAUGAAGACGCGAGCUGGAAGGUUCGGCGCUGCGCUGCCAAAGUCUUCCAUACGCUAAUCUCAACCCGGAGCAACGGCGACCUUCUAGAGGAUGGUACCCUCUACGAUCGAGUGGCACCAGCUCUCAUUACACGAUUCAAGGAACGGGAAGAAAAUGUGCGUCUUGAAGUGCUCGGAACACUAUCGUGCCUGGUGAGGAAAUCGGGAGAUGGCUCUCUGCCUUCAAUGAAAAUGGUUGAAGAACAGAGUCAAGGUACCAUGGGUCCUCCCCCGAGCCGCAAGCGACGACGUGGGGGAAGCGAUGCGAGCAUGUUCGAUAUCCAUGCCAGCUCUUCUCUCUCUCUCGGCUAUGCUUCCCCAGCCGUUGCUGUAACGCCGCCAGUCGGACCACGUGCUAGCCUUGCGAAACUCAGUCCCAACAUUGUUCAUGGAGUAUCACAGCUUCUUAAGACAGGCCCACCGGCGACCAAGCAGGCCUCCAUCAUUCUACUCAAGGAUAUCGUAGUCACACAACGCGGAGGCUUGCAAGAUUACCUGACCCAAAUUGCUGAUCCAGUUAUCGAGGCCGCGAAGGCAUCAGGUUCAUCUAGUGCAAUGAGCGGCGCAUCGUCUGCCACCGCUAACAGCCUGCGUAUCCAAGCGUUGCAACUGCUCGGCGCAAUCGCAGAUACGCACCCUUCUGCUGCGAUCCAGCCAUACCUACCAAAAGUCGUUCCUGCACUAACUGCUGGAGCUCGCGAAAAGUACAGCAAAUUGUCCAUUGAAGCUCUGGCGGCAACGGAACAAGUCAUCAAGGCCCUUACACCGCCUCGAUCAGCUACUUCUGGUUCUCAGAAUCAGCAGCACCUAGACUCACUUUAUGACGUUCUUGUUAAUCGCAUAGCUGCUAAUGAUGCCGACCUGGAAGUGCGACAAAUCGCUAUCCACGUGCUUGGGCUCUUACUAGGCCGGAGCUCGGGAACGCAAGGCCUCAUUUCCUCGCCAAAGCGAACCUCUGGUCUCGACCUUCUAGGUGACCGUCUCAAGAACGAGCUCACGCGUCUUGCUUCUGUUCGUGCGAUCGACACUAUUGCCGCACAUACGAAGGCCCAAAAUGAACUUACAGCGAAGUGGGUACGCACCGUUGCUUUGGAGCUUGGAGCACAGCUACGCAAAGCUAGCCGCACUCUUCGUGGUGCCAGUCUCAGUGCUCUUCGAACACUCGCGUUAAACCCAAUUUCGCGGCAGCAACUGGACAGCCAAUCCAAGUCACAGAUUGUUGGGUUACUGAUUCCCUUGCUUACCACCGCGGAUCUCCACCUCCUUGGCCCAGCUUUGAUCAUUCUGGCUACGUUUGUCAAAGAUGACGCACGGUCCGUAAUGACAAACGACUUGAAUAAAGCGCUCUGUGAAGUCGUCGGCGGGACGAUCAGCGGGAGCUCCUUGGAAGCGCUGCUCGCUCUCGUCAGGACUAUUGGUGAACAAGGUGCCGGCAAGCCAUUAAUGAACGCACUGCUGAAGGAAGUCGGCAUUGCAGGGCGUCCUGAAGUAGUAGGAAAGGUCAUCGGAAAUUUGCUAGUCUACGGUGGAACGAGUGUUGGGGUCAAACUUGAUGACUUCGUCAAGGAGUUGAACACCCAAACCGACGACAAUCGAAAGUGUCUUGCCCUUGUUGUUCUUGGAGAAGCUGCACUUCGCAUGGGAUCUCAGUCAACACUCCAACCGGAGCUCUUCAUCAAAUUCUUCUCGGUGAAAUCUGAACAAGUUCCACUUGCAGCUGCCGUGGCCCUCGGACGAGCUGGAGCUGGUAGUGUUGGGAAAUACCUCCCAGCGAUUCUGAAAACUAUGGGCCAGCCUUCCAGUCCACAAUAUCUCCUCCUUCACUCGGUGAAGGAGAUUCUCCAACACGACGGUACGGAGUCAGAGAUAAUACCAUUUGCCGGCACACUCUGGUCCAAUCUCGUUGCGGCUUCUCAGGCUGAGGAUAAUAAGGCUAUUGGUGCGGAGUGUAUCGGCAGACUUGCCAUCAUUGAUCCAAAGACGUACCUCCCGCAACUUCAAGCCUUCCUUGGCGACCGCAAACCCAGCGUCCGCGGCAUGGUUAUUUCUGCCCUCCGCUACACCCUUGCUGACACUGAUGAAUCCUAUGACGAGUAUUUGAGGCCUAUCGUUAUUCCGAUGCUAGCCCAGAUGCUUUCCGAAUCUGAUCUCGAGAACCGGCGGCUGGCCUUGACAACGUUCAACUCGGCUAUGCACAAUAAGCCUGACAUCAUCCUCCCAGCAAUCGACCAGCUCCUCCCCAUGGCCAUGAAAGAGACCGAGAUUAAGCCCGAGCUCAUCCGGGAGGUUCAGAUGGGCCCCUUUAAGCAUAAGGUCGACGACGGUCUCGAACUCCGCAAGAGCGCCUACGAGACUCUCUACGCGUUGCUCGAGACAGCCUUUUCCCGUCUCUCACUCAGUGACCGUUCUGACUGUUUCGACCGCGUAGUCGCCGGCAUCAGCGACGAGAAUGACAUUCGCAUUCUCUGCAACCUCAUGCUAACUAAACUAAUGGUCCUUGCGCCCGAAGAAACGCACAACCGUCUCGAAGCCAUCGCAGCAAAUUUCCGCCAAGUCUUGUCUAUUAAACCGAAGGAGAACGCUGUGAAGCAGGAGAUCGAGAAACUGCAAGAGGCUAGCAAGGGUGUGCUCAAGGCUUCCGUUGUCCUGAAUAAGAAUUUGGGCACGGAUAGCGGCGCGCAUGAUGAUCAGCCGUUGAGGACUUGGGCGCAGUAUUGGGAUUGGAUCAACAAGGAGUUUGCAACUGUGCUUAAGGCGGUGCAGGAUGAGCUUAAGGAUCGGGAUCGUUAGGUGUCUGAUCAAAAGCCCACCCCUGUGGUUGGUAAAUUGGAGUGUGAGGAAGGCGCAGGAUGGCGGGUGUGCAUGAUGGAAUGAACGAUGAAGGGGUGAGUAGUGCUUCCCGCCUGGCUCAAACCCUGUUUAGCGAUUUUAGACUAUAGCGAAUAUGAGACUGGGUGUAGAGCGGUGACGGAUUUUGAGACUCAAAAUAAAUGAAAAGUGCAUAGGAAAU